Molecule: messenger RNA, 2575 nt
Organism: Aricia agestis (brown argus)
Lineage: Eukaryota; Metazoa; Arthropoda; Insecta; Lepidoptera; Lycaenidae
Gene: Arpc2
Product: actin-related protein 2/3 complex subunit 2
Exons: 9
Coding region: 121-1032 (303 amino acids)
Biological process (GO): Arp2/3 complex-mediated actin nucleation; actin filament polymerization
Cellular component (GO): actin cytoskeleton; Arp2/3 protein complex
Molecular function (GO): structural constituent of cytoskeleton; actin filament binding
Source: RefSeq, a predicted model, not a curated record
UCUGUCAUAAAAAUAUCUAUGCUCGGGCAGUCGUCGUUGGUGAUAUCCGUAGUAAAAUAAAUGAAGGUGCUCUAAGUGUUGAUUUUAUGAAAAAAACUGUAGGAUAAACAUAUUUAAAUAAUGAUCUUGUUGGAGAUCAAUAAUAGAAUUAUAGAAGAAACGUUAACAGUUAAAUAUAAAAAUGCACUGGCGCGAUUAAAGCCUGAGUCAAUAGAUGUGAAACUAGCAGAUUUUGAUGGGGUUCUGUUUCAUAUAUCCAAUGUCAAUGGAGAUAAAACCAAAGUUAGGGUUAGUAUAUCACUCAAAUUCUAUAAGCAGUUAGAGGAACAUGGUGCAGAUGAGCUUCUCAAACGAGUCUACGGACCCCUGCUCACAGAGACAGAGUCGGGCUACAAUGUCUCCGUGCUGCUUGACAUGGAGACUGUCCCUGACGACUGGGAGGACAUCGUGAAGCGAGUGGGCCUGCUGAAGAGGAACUGCUUCGCGUCCGUGUUCGAACGCUACUUCCGGCUGCAGGAGGACGGGGACGUGGGUCACAAGCGGGCCGUUAUCAACUACCGCCAGGAUGAGACACUAUACGUGGAGGCCCAAGAGGACCGGGUGACGGUGGUUUUCUCGACGGUGUUCCGGCACGAGGACGACAUGGUGAUCGGCAAGGUGUUCAUGCAGGAGCUGAAGGAGGGCCGGAGAGCUUCGCACACUGCGCCACAGGUGUUAUUUUCACAUAAGGAACCACCGCUAGAGCUAGUCGACACCGAUGCUAAAGUAGGCGAAAAUAUCAGCUACGUCACAUUUGUACUGUUCCCGCGGCAUACGUGCGCGGCGGCGCGCGACAACACCAUCGACCUGCUGCACAUGUUCCGCGACUACCUGCACUACCACAUCAAGUGCUCCAAGGUGUACGUGCACUCGCGCAUGCGCGCCAAGGCGGGCGAACUCCUCAAGGUGCUGAACCGCGCGCGCCCGCAGAACAACGCCCGACCCACCGAGCGGAAGACGAUCACGGGUAGAACUUUUGUGCGGCGAGAUUGAGUGUUGCGUGUCGGCGAGUCGUAGCGCCGAAGCCCGCCGGCUGAUCUCCAGUAACCCGCUGGCUGCACAGGGAUGUCUUACCCCCGUCGUAAAAUUUUACGUUCGAGGUACUUUUUACCCCACUCUACUAACCCUAUUUAUGUUCGACGAGUAUUUUACGUCACUUUCAAAUUUGGAAUUAUGUUAUUCGAAAUUCAAAUAUGGUAUAGUCGAGGAUAUGUACAACUUCUAAAGCGUGAACGUGAUAUAUUCGAUUAAAAAUAAAGUCCACAUUUGUUGUGUUAUAGGUAUUUCAUCCUUGUGUAAAUAAAUAACGCAUUUCCACGUUUAGUUUACGGGUUACGUCAGAUAAGUGUUGGUCUUGUUGAAUUUGAAAAUGUAAAAUCGAGAGAUGUACAGAAGCUUUAUUCGGGUUGCGUCAUACAACUAGUGGACUUGUAUUUAUUCCUCAUGAAAGUGUUAUGUAAUGGAUUACAUAUUUAUUUAAUCUGUCACAACCAUUAAUAUUGUGUUGCCAUUAAUACUUAUAUACCAUAUAACCUGGAUAUGUGUACCUAUUUGAAAGUUGGUACUGUAAAGUUAGAUUCAAAAGGUACACUCGCCAAAUUCCAAUGCUCACGAAUCAUAUCCAGGGGCCUGAUUCACAAUGCUUUCUUCGACUCUGAUUUAUCAACGUGUGACAGCCAAUAAGCGCGCUCGGGGCCCAGCGUUGACCAAUAACCGCGCGGUAAGUUUUCUAAUCCGAGUCGCACAGGCGUUGUGAAUCAAUGCGCAGGUCUUACAAAUACUGCCAAAUGUAAUGCUCAAGUGGGUGCGCUAACACUUGUCGAUGAUAAGUUUUACAAAAUGUCGACUCUCCAGCCUAAACAUGUCAAUAUAGUUGCAGUAGUUCUUGUUAUUACAAAAUUAUGCUUUAUUAUAUAGCUCUAUUUAUAGCGGAAGCACUGCAGUGACUUUGGUUCCUAAUCCUUCAUCUAUCCCGAGUUACUAGCGUUUAGUCCGUUGUGUUCGCUUCCUCGUUACAAACCUCAUAGGGUAAAUGUUAUACAUUGUAGCUUGUAAUUAUUUGUAUAUCACCGAGACGAGACAGGUAUCAUGCACAAACUUACGAAUUAUUCAACACACGUUGUACAGCCGACUUGACUUUACCGCGUAUAUGUUCUAGGUAGGUUCCAUUCAAUUGAUAAUGUUUAAGUAAUGUAUAUUACACACUAACUUCUAUAAGCAAACAGAUACAAAGUGAAGUGUAAUGGCCUUAUUUGUAAAGAAUGUCUCCGAUGAGUUCCAGGGUUGGCUCCUAUAGUUCGCUAGCUUAGAUCACGUCAGUGCAAUAAAAGUUACAUAUAAAACUUAAAAAGUAAUCAUUUAAUCUAUUUAAAGUCUACAAUUUUAAACACCAAAACGAAAUUAUUUGUGCAACAUUUUUAGGUUUUGAUGUCAAUUUAAACCUUUUAUAAUUUUAAAGUAUUGAUCAAAAUAUUAGACCUCAUCGGGCUAGGGUUUCCAUAGCAGAUGAAAUAUAUGCGUGUUAUUAAUAUUAAGA